This is a messenger RNA of Paramuricea clavata, 11562 nucleotides long. The record is from the annotation of a GenBank genome assembly. Lineage: Eukaryota; Metazoa; Cnidaria; Anthozoa; Malacalcyonacea; Plexauridae.
AUGUCCUAUAUUUUCCAGUCCCUGCAUUUUUGGAGAGUGCGCCUUGCCUUACUCCCGCUACAAAAACCAGCAAGUGAAAGAUCGUUGAGCAGCGAUGCGGAGGAAAAAGAAAACGAACUACAAUUCAAAUAUUUUCAAGGAUUUCUAAGAUUUCUUGAAACUGUGAAUCGAAUUCGAAGACCUCCUGUCACCAAAGUUAAGGUGGGUUCUAGAAACGCGUGAAGACGGUAAAGUUUACAUGUUCUUGAAUCUGGGCUACCUUAAAGUGAUCUGAUGUUGUAUAGAACUCACUGCUGAGCUAAGCAUGGUUAGAUUGUGCAGAGGUAGUACAUGUUCUUGAAUGUGAGCUAUCUUAAAGUGAUCUGAUGUUGUAUAGAACUCACUGCUGAGCUAAGCAUGGUUAGAUCAUGUAGAGGUAGUACAUGUUCUUGAAUGUGGGCUAUCUUAAAGUGAUGUGAUGUUGUAUAGAACUUACUGCUGAGUUAGGCAUGGUUAGAACAUGUAGGGGUAGUACAUGACGUUGAAUGUGAGCUAUCUUAAAGUGAUCUGAUGUUGUAUAGAACUCACUGCUGCGUUAAGCAUGGUUAGAUCAUGUAGAGAUAGUACAUGUUCUUGAAUGUGGGCUAUCUUAAAGUGAUCUGAUGUUGUAUAGAACUCACUGCUGAGCUAAGCAUGGUUAGAUCGUGCAGAGGUAGUACAUGUUCUUGAAUGUGAGCUAUCUUAAAGUGAUCUGAUGUUGUAUAGAACUCACUGCUGAGCUAAGCAUGGUUAGAUCAUGUAGAGGUAGUACAUGUUCUUGAAUGUGGGCUAUCUUAAAGUGAUGUGAUGUUGUAUAGAACUUACUGCUGAGUUAGGCAUGGUUAGAACAUGUAGGGGUAGUACAUGACGUUGAAUGUGAGCUAUCUUAAAGUGAUCUGAUGUUGUAUAGAACUCACUGCUGCGUUAAGCAUGGUUAGAUCAUGUAGAGAUAGUACAUGUUCUUGAAUGUGGGCUAUCUUAAAGUGAUCUGAUGUUGUAUAGAACUCACUGCUGAGCUAAGCAUGGUUAGAUCGUGCAGAGGUAGUACAUGUUCUUGAAUGUGAGCUAUCUUAAAGUGAUCUGAUGUUGUAUAGAACUCACUGCUGAGCUAAGCAUGGUUAGAUCAUGUAGAGGUAGUACAUGUUCUUGAAUGUGGGCUAUCUUAAAGUGAUGUGAUGUUGUAUAGAACUUACUGCUGAGCUAAGCAUGGUUAGAUCAUGUAGAGGUAGGACAUGACCUUGAAUGUGAGGUGCCUUAAAGUGAUCUGACGUUGUACAAAUGACAGUAACUAGUAUUUUAAAUAAAUAAUAUUGAUAUUUGUUCAAGGUGAAGAAAACUCCCACAAAGUCACGAAGACCAAGUGCGCCUGCGCUGAUGAAAAGUCCUGCUGGUGUACGCACACAUCGACGUAGCAGAAGUGGUGGAGGUAGCAAGGACUUGGAAACUUUGGCCGAGGAUGGCAUGGUUACCCUGGAUUCUAGCAACAGUUCACCUGGUCAUGACAUCGACAGGUAUGUGAGGGUGUUGUUAGCAUAGUGAUUAUUAUAUAUUGUACAUUAUUCAGUUCUCUGAGUGCAUUCGUCUGUCUUGUGUAAUACAAUUACUUUAUGGUUUCCGUGUUUGGAUGGCCGGAUCCAAACACGCGGGAAUGCUGCCAGAGUUAAGAAAAACAAUCCCAAGUGUUUGGAUCAGGCCAUCCAAACACGGAAACCAUAAAGUAAUUGUUUUAUAAAAUAACAACUUUCCGUGUUAAAAUUUCACUUUAAAAACUUUCACUUUAAAUUUCCGUGUUUGGAUGGCCUGAUCCAAACACGGGUUUCGACCAAUCAGAGCACGCGUUAUGUACAUGUUAUUUUAUAAUAAUCAUUAAUGAGGUUCAGAUUUGACGUCCACUACCACUUCCAUUAAGGGACCAUUAGCCAAUCAGAUGCGUUUGAUAUAUCCGAUCAACCAAUCAGAUGUUUACUAAGCCAGUGAGAGGUAGUAGUAGCGGUAGUGGAAGUCAAAUCUGAACCUCUAUAUAAUUUCAGUGUGCCACCAAGACGCAGAUCUUCAAGCAGCGAGAAUGAGGAUAAUUCCAACCCAAUACCUCUUUUGGAAGAAAUCGUAAAAGAAAUGCGAGCGAAAGAGUAAGUAAUAGAAACAAUGUAUUGGUUGGUUUCAGUAAGCAAUUUAAAAUUGAUUAGCUUCGCCACAGGCUGGGUAACCGAAACAGCAGUUGCCAAUUACUGCGGCCCCAAAGCAAUACAGGGCAUCAGAUCCAAGUCAACUUCAGAAAUGUUGACACUUAUAGUAGCAAAAAUGUUAUACAACAGGGGUCUUCACCCCUUUUUUUCGGCGACCCAAACCCAAGCUUCAUAGGUGUCCCGCGACCCUGAACACUGCCAAUAAAACUUUCGAUAAUUAAAAACAUUAUGGCUUUUCACCGAAAGCUCCCGAGUGUAUGACGACGACUCUACUUCGGAAGACGACGUGCGCCGAAGGCGCGCCGAGUGGUGCUAAGCCAUAAUGUUUGAGUUACAUGAAGUAAAAGGUAUUAUAUCUAAAUCUUUACCAGUUUACCUGUUUACCAUAUUAUUCUAGCAAUCUAGCGCUUGAGCGCUUCAUAAUAAUCGUGAAAAAACAUUAUAAUUGCAAAUUUCGCAAGGAAAUAUUCAUAUGUAAAUAUAUGCAUCUUAUCACUUGAUCUCUCGUCUUGUAAAGUUUACUAGUGUAAGUUCGCGACCCUAGACAAGCAUUGCGACCCAUGCGACCCAAGACAAGCCUUGCGACCUUCGAGGGUGUGCUAGCGACCCAAUUUUGGGUCGCGACCCAUGGUUUGAAGACCCCUGUUAUACAAGACUAUUAACAUUAAUAUUAUUUUCUCAUUCUGCUAGCUGCAGGUUGACCAGCAUCCGCUGAAAUUGAGUUAUGUAAAGACAUUCUUAGCUUACUGUAAGUUUUUGACGUAUUUUUUAGAACUGGUUUGAACUUUCUCUCCGAGAUGCGAGGUCUCCCACCAAUGUGUUUUCUGGGAACUGAUGCAACAUUAUGGAUUAUACACCACAUUCAUCCCGUGAAAUCUCGUGCUGAAGCGGUGGAGCUGGGUCAGGUUAGCCAUGGCUAGUCUUUUACGCCAAAUUUUGUGGCACACUAAUUAGAACCUUUAACCCUCUUGAAACCAGGUUGGGAUUCUUGCAAUAUCCGGUUGUCUGAUUAUAAUUUCGCCUCAGUUGCAUUUAGAAGAGUGCUUCCAGUUUGACUCUCCGGGUACUCCGGUUGUACUAACCUGAGUAUCAGGCUCUAUUUUACAAAUAGAGCCUGACACAAAACUUAACCUGAUCGCUUUCCGCCCACAGCAAAGUUUAUAUUUAGUAUCCAAUCAAAAUGUCGCAGGAGAAAUUUAAAUUUCACACAACGACAACAACAAUCUAAUUAUAACAUAGGCGCCCACUAAACGGCUGAAUUUAAAUUAAAACUGCAAUGAACUUAUAAAAUUAACAAAAAUAAUCACAAAUUAGCGAAAUAUAUUGCAAAUGUAGCUUAUAUUAAAUCGCCACCCGAUUGCUCUCUCCUCCGCAGAGGUUUCAGUGACUACAAUGAGCUUUACAUGGCGCUUGCCGUAUUUAUCAACAAACAGUGACGUAUAAUUAUAAAGUAUAUAUAUAUAUAUAUUAAGUAUACUUUAUAACUAUACGUCAGUCGAUAGUGCAAUCUGAUGGCAUAAGCUACAUUUGCAAUAUAUUUCGCUAAUUUGCGAUUAUUUUCUACUUUACUGCAGUUUUAAUUUAAAUUCAGCCGUUUAGUGGGCCGGCUAUAAUUGUAGUUGUGAUCGUUAUAGAAUAUAUCAACAACAAUAGUAUAAUCUAAUUAGCACCAGCCAAUCAAAUGACAGAUUUAAAAAUCGUUUGUCUAAUCGGCCAAUCAGCGCUCAGUCCAGAUUCUGGACUGAACAACCAGACAAAGGCCCUGUUUACACUAUACCGGAUUCGCUGGUCACGACAUCUUCUUUUGCCGUUACGGAGCAAUGGUUAGUAGCAAAUGCUUAUUAGUUUGACAGAAUUGGCAUGUUUAUUUGGGUCUCUGAGAUUAAAAAUCUUCACAGCCUUUCGAUACCUACAAAAUUUGACCCACUCCGAUAGCAAUCCGGUAUAGUGUAAACGCGGCCAAAAUGCCACUUUUGUGUCAGGCCGUACUUUUCUCCCCUUCGCCCACGAUCAGGCGUGCCUGUGCCCUAAAAAGUACGGCCUGAUACUCAGGUUACGGUUGUACAAGAUGAAUAAGGGAUAAUUUGGAUGAUCCUUAAGCUAUGCUAGUUUAGUUUAGUUUAGCUUAGGUUUCCUCCUGUAGUAACAUUGGAUCAAUAAGAGAUGAUCCUUACUGGACCUCUACUGAACCUUUACUGGACCUCUAGGGAGAACAGUUUAGAACUGAUAGAGCUAUCCAGUAUAAAUAAAGUUAGUUUAGUUUAGGUUUCCUCCUGUAGUAACACUGGAUCAAUAAGAAUGAAUCUCUAGGAAGAACAGUUUAAAACUCAUAGAAAUAUCCAGUAUAAAUAAAGUUAGUUUAGGUCAUUUAAGUUAACCAUUUGUUCAAUUUUCUGUAGAGAAUGCUGGACGAAGGUCUUAUUCAACAUGCGUCUGGUUCUGUCCUUCAACCGUUCAUAGAUGGUUUUUAUCUUUAUUAUAUUGUAAGAACUGCUGAUAGAAAGCCUGGUAAGGAGUAGAUAAAGUUACAAAAAUAAACUUUACUUAUAUUGGAUAGCUCUAUCAGUUCUAAGCUGUUCUCCCUAGAGGUCCAGUAAGGAUCAUCUCUUAUUGAUCCAGUGUUACUACAGGAGCAAACCUUAUUAAACUAAACUAACUUUAUUUAUACUGGAUAGCCCUAUCAGUUCUAAACUGUUCUCCCUAGAGGUCCAGUAAGGAUCAUCUCUUAUUGAUCCAGUGUUACUACAGGAGCAAACCUUAUUAAACUAAACUAACUUUAUUUAUACUGGAUAGCCCUAUCAGUUCUAAACUGUUCUCCCUAGAGGUCCAGUAAGGAUCAUCUCUUAUUGAUCCAGUGUUACUACAGGAGCAAACCUUAUUAAACUAAACUAACUUUAUUUAUACUGGAUAGCCCUAUCAGUUCUAAACUGUUCUUCCUAGAGGUCCAGUAAGGAUCAUCUCCUAUUGAUCCAGUGUUACUACAGGAGGAAACCUUAACUAAGCUAACUUUAUUUAUACUGGAUAGCUCUAUCAGUUCUAAACUGUUCUCCCUAGAGGUCCAUUAAGGAUCAUCUCCUAUUGAUUCAGUGUUACUAGAGGAGGAAACCUUAAUUUAACUAAACUAACGUUAUUUAUACUGGAUAGCUCUGUCCGUUCUAAACUGUUCUCCCAGAGGUCCAGUAAGAGUCAUCAACACGAUGCUUGUGUGUUGAACAAACUUGUGAACUGUAGUGUUAAUUCAUUCCAGUGAAACGACCUGACAAUCAGUCAGACGAGCUUGCGUACAGGAUAUGGACGAAACAACAAGAUGAUAUUCUGCACCAGUUUCAAACCAAAUGGUUUGAAGGUGUUUUAAAAGAGCGAGGGUCUGAAUCUUCAAAUUGUCCUGUUGGUGUGUUCACACGGAGUGAGAAAGUGGACACACCUCAGCGUAAGACGUCAGGACACUCUUAUGAUAUGGGUGAGUGUUAGACGAAUAUAGUAACAUUUUAACAUUUCUUAAACUAAACUAACUGCUUUAUUUAUGGCAUAGCUUAGUCCAGUAAGGAUCACACCUUAUUGAUCCAGUGUUACUACAGGCCGGAGGUAACCUAAACAAAACGAACUUAUGAUACUACGAUACUGGAUAGUAGGCUGGAUCGAUAUCGCAAAUACCGAAUACCGAUAUACCGCCAUCAGAAUACCGGUAAAUACCGGUAUUCCGGUGUUUUUAACGUGUUUUUUUUUUAAACCAAACUGAAGUGCUGACCGUCAAGAAAAAUCAAGUUUUGGCAAAAUAUUAAUGUGGCACAUACUGUUAUUAGUGCAAAUGUCACAAGAUUCGCAUUAUCAAGCUAUGUUAACAAUUAACAGCGCUAAGCGGCAAUUAUUAGUAGGGCGAAGUGUUGAAUCAUUCAGAAAAAUAUUCGUUUUGUAUAUAAAUUCAGAUAGUGUUUCAGUAAGCUGUUAAUAGUUAUAAACAUAAAAAACGUUGCAUUUUUAAAACUAACACAUAAACAAGUUAGCAUGUCAGUUAAAUAAGAUUAAAAACAACAAAAAGUUACCUUCUUAUACUGCCCGAUAAAAAAAACUUGAAAAGCCAGAAAAGGUUUUCGCUGCUUCGCAAAUGCUAGCUAGUACUUACACUUUCCAAAAUCAAAGUUUUCUUUUUUGUCGAAAUUUUCCUUUAAAAAUUUCGCCAUUUAUAUAUUUCCGGUUAAGGCGAUUUAAUAAACAAGACGUCUGGUAUUGCUAAACCAAAGCCGCUAGAACUGUAAGAACAAAAUCAUGCAUCUGUGAGUAUUAACUUUGCUUUCUAAACGUGAUUGUAAGCAAGUUUGACUUGAAAUAGCGUUUCAUUUCGGUAUUAGGCAGCAAAAUAUCGAAAUGUCGGUAUAUCGGUAUUUUUAAAUUGUCAAUAUCGCCAAACCGGUAUCUAAACAAAUACCGGUAUAUCGGAUAUAUCCGGUAUAUCGAUCCAGCCUACUGGAUAGCUCUACAAUUCUAACAGUUCCAGAUGUACUGUUUAAUAAACGAGCAGGAGUGUUAUAUUUAGGAUGAAGAAUUAUAUAAUCAUACUAAUUAGGAUGAAGAAUUAUAUAAAGAAUACUAAUGAAGACGAGUUUUAUCAGAUAUAAAGUCAGGUGGACAUGAUUUGCCACAAGGUUUACGAAUUUUUAAUGAGUAUUUUAAGUCCAGUAAGGGUCAUCUCGGAUUGAUCCAGUGUUACACAGGAGGAAACCUAAAUGAAACUAACUUUAUUUAUAUAGGAUAGCUCUAUCAGUUCUAAACUGUUCUAGAGGUCCAGUAAGAGGAUCAUCCGUUAUUGAUCCAGUGUUACUACAGGGAGAAACCUGUUCGGAGUUUGGUAGAGUCAAACAGGCAGCACUCUUCUCACAUGUGACUGACGUGAAAUUAUAAGUAGACUGCAUAGGAAUCGGAACCCGGUGAAAGACACAUGCACUAACCACUCCGUGACCUUGGCACAAGUUUUAUAGUUAAAAUGAUGUUGGUUCUGUACCAGGUUCAAAAAAGAUCCCAGCAGCACGACAUGUGGAGAUACAUCUGGACAGAAGCAGCAGUGACCGUCCCGAGUGGUGCACUGUGAGAUACGAUAGUAUAUUUUGUCCAGAUAAUGCCUAUGUGGUACAUCUUCGUUGGUUGGUCUCCACUGGAUCUGUUAUCAAUCAAUUGGUAGGGAAAUGUUAAGCCUGUACUGAUUUAACCUGCGAUCAGGCGUUCUUGGGAGGGAUAUGUGAGGGCCUGAUCGCAGGUUAGUUACAGAUUAGGUAACUUUGUUGCUGAAAUAUUGUUUUUGAGCUAAUGUUGUUCAUACUAGGUUCAAAGCUGGGCACGAAAGGUUACCUUAUAUGGAUUUCAUUUGGUACCAUUACCUACAUUUUUAAAAGACGGUCAACCCGCCCGAAGUGACCCAUUCACAAGCGCUCAUCAUAUUCCGCUUGACGUCACGUGGUUGAGAGAGCAUGCCUCGUUUCAAGGUGAGUACUGGUCUCGAUUUAACUGGAUGAAUAAUACUGAUCUCAUAAUAAUUAACUGGAUGAGUAACACUGACCUUAUAAUUAACAGAAAAACUCAUCUAGAAUAAUUAACUAUAUGUUCAAUACUGAUCUCAUAAUAAGUAAUUAGAUGUUGAAUAUGGAUCUCAUAUUCAUAAUUUUAAAGGUGAUCUACAGUCCGUAUGUAAACAAAGCCUUUGUUUACAUUUUUGUGUCCAAAAUAUUGAGCUUUAUUCGACAACUAUUUAUAUUUUCAAGCUUCUAGAGUAUAAUAAAUGAUCAAGAAACAACAAUAUGUUUGUAUCGUAAAAAGUGGGCUCAUUUGUGCACAUGCGCAGAUCGGACUGUAGAUCACCUUUAAAUAAUUCAUUAAUAAAUCUCAUUAAAUUUUUUUGGCCACUUUGCUACUUUUUAGGCAUUUCAGAAGAGGAAUUCAAGACAAGGGUUUUCCUAUUUCAAGAAGCCAUCUUGAAAAGGUAUUUUCAUAUUGUAUUGUUGCCUUCAAAACAUAAAUAUACAACUUAAUAUACAUGCUAAAUAUACUUGUUUAGAAGAACAUAAAAUUAUUGUCUCGUUCAAACUGGAACAAUAAAAUUAGCAUAUUAUGCCCAUCUAAACAAAUGGUUAUUAUUCAAUAAGACUGUAGUUACACAAUUUACUACUUAAUCACUAAUGAAUAUCUUUCAUGUGAUUUUGAAGAGAGUCGUUUGAUUCAAAGCUAUAACCACAUAACGAGCAAACAUAAUUAAUAUCCUCAUAAUUAAUAUUAUGGUUUUGUCCAUCAUCUUUGUCAUUGUCUAGUUCAGACACGUCUUUUGCAUGGCUCCUUUUAUGACGUGAUAGUCCUCUAGUCGAAGUAAACUCCCUCUCACAUUUUUCACAUGCAUAUCUCUUGUUUUGCAAGUGGUUGGAUUCAUCGUGAGUCUUUUUAUGUUUCACAAGACUAUUCUUCGAUGCCAAUCCUUUGUUACAAAUGUCGCAUUGAAACGCCUUCUCGCCAGUGUGGGUCCUUUGAUGAGUUUUCAAAUUCCCAGAUGUUCUGAAACAUUUGUUGCAAGUAUCACACUUGAAAUUUUUUAUGUCCGUAUGUGUGAGCUCAUGACGUUUCAUGUCGGCGUUUUUUAUAAACGUUUUCUGACAAAGUGGACAUUCGUAAGGCCAAUCACCAUUGUGCCUGCGUAUGUGCGUUUUCAAAUCACAUUUGAAUGUGUAUGCCUUAGGGCAACGGUCGCAUUUGAAUGGUUUUACUCCAGUAUGUGUUCUUUUAUGAGCAGCUAAAUGGUACGUUCUGGUGAAUGAUUUUCCACAGAUGUCGCAGUGGUGAGGUUUGAGGCCAGUGUGGACCUGUACAUGACGUCUUAGAUCACUUGCUAACGUGAAAAUUUUCCCACAUGUCGUACAUUUAUGUUCUGCAGUUUCUGUGUGCGUAGUCAUGUGACGUUUCAACUCGUACGGCCGGUGGAAUGCUUCCAAACAAAUCACACACACGCAAGGGUUUUCUCCAGUGUGUGUUCUUUUAUGAACGGUAAGGUCGGUAGUGCGACAGAAUGUCUUGUUGCAAAUAUCGCAUUGAUGAGGGCGUUCACCGGUGUGCAUUCUUUUAUGACGUUUUAAAUCCCCUGAAAAUCCAAACGAUCGCUGACAUAUGUCGCACUGAAACGGCUUGGCCCCGGUGUGCUUUCGAUUAUGACACAUCAAGUCACAUGACCUAUGAAAUGAUUUUCCACACUGCUCGCAUUGAAAAGGCUUGACGGUAUUAUGAAAUACUUUGUGAGUUUUCAAACGAUAUGCGGUCGGAAAGGCUUUGGGGCAUUGGUCGCAUUUAAACUCUUUUGGUAGCUCAGUGUGGGUAGUUUUAUGCACUUUUAAGCUAGCCGGAGCCAGGAAUGACUUUUGGCACACAUCGCAUUGGUGCUGCUCACGGUUCUCUGAAUGUAUUUUCUUGUGUGUCCGUAAAUUCGACUGAUUUGUGAAACCUUUUUGACAAACAUCACAGAUGUAAGGUUUCGAGCGUGUAUGUGUAACCAUAUGUUGCUUUAGCUCGCCAGCAGUGUAAAACGCUUUCUGACAAUUUUGACAAGGAUACGGUCUGUGUCCAGUGUGUUUUCGUUGGUGCACUGUCAAGCUUCCUGAUGAUGUAAACUGUUGAUCACAUAUACCGCAAAAAUAAGGUCGUUCUCCAGUAUGGAGCCUUUUGUGCCGUUUCAAAUCCCCUGAGAAGGCGUAGGAUUUCUCACACAGAUCGCAUUGAUAAGGCUUGAGUCCUGUAUGUGAUUUAUCAUGAUCUUUUAGAUGUGUUUUUCGUGUGAAAGUUUUCUGACAAGUUUCACAUUGAAACGGCCGUUCUCCAUGAAUGCUUUGAUGGCGGUUUAGUCCCACCUCCGUAGGAUAUAUUUUAUCACAUUCGUCGCACUUAAACACUCUAUGUUCGUCUGGUUUUUCUUGAGUAGAUAAACUCAAGUCAUCAGCAAAGUUUGUUGUUAAUAUUUGAGAGCUUUCAUUCUGUGGCAAAUCGGCAUUUAAAGGUGUUAAGUUACACUCGUCACUCGCCGUUGUGUCAACCCUUGCGGCCGCCAUAUUUGAAAGAUUAUUCCAAAAAUCUCCACUUUACAAAUUUCUGAUACUUUAUAAAUUUCUUAAAUCUCUCGAUCUUGCAAAUUUUCUGACUUUCUAAGCGAUUUCUUAUCUGUUUUUGUUGCUUUCAAAUUUUGAAUGCAAAAACGUGGUCUGAUUUUUAAAUGUCUCUCCCCCCGGAAUUUUGCAAGUGUGCUCUAUUUUGAACUGGAGUGAGAUUAAAAUAUGUCUGGACCAUUUGACAAUCACAGAGUGUCAUUCACAAGUAGUUGGAACUUGGUGGUAUGCAGUAGCAGGGUUGCACACAGCAGCAGGGGGGGGGGGGGGGGGGAGCAGCAGGGGGAGGGGCAGCAGGGGCAACUGUUCCCACAGAAAUUUUGACUUACUAAUUUUAUAAUGUUAUGAUAAACUAGAAUUUGCAAAUGGCGAAUGGUACUUAUAAGGCGAAUGGUACUUAUAUUCUUGUGAAUCAGAUUGUACGAUUCUGUAUGGCAUAGUGUUAUGCAUGGCAUUUUGGGUACUUAUUUUAGCAUAUAUAGGUAUUAUUGCUUGCCUGGUGAAAAAUCCUGUGUACAACAGUGAGUGGUAGCAUGCUAACCAUACCAGUGCCACUCAACUAAAUGACCAUAUUGGCACAGAGUACUACACAGAAGUCCAUCUCCACUGUUUUUUGCGUAAGCGUUAUUCGUCAUGAUUCGUCACUCAGCAAGUACCGUAAACAGAAGCAGUCACCCCCCUGGAAAUACUAAAAAUGGCGCAUGUCCAGGGGGGUGACUGCUUCUGUUUACGGUACUUGCUGAGUGACGAAUCAUGACGAAUAACGCUUACGCAAAAAACAAUGGAGAUGGACUUCUGUGUAGUAUUCUGUGAUAUUGGUGACCAUACAUAUACAUUGUCUCUUUUCUAGGUUUGGUUUCAUUAAAGAUUUUCCAUAUAACGAAGGAAUUUAUUCGUGCUACCAAACAAGAAGCAAACCUGGUGUAUAUCGCUAUGUUCAUUACACCGGAGCAUUGUUUAUGACUAUAGUAAACAACGACUCUUAUGGCUAUAGAUGGAUACUAAACUAUACCCUCACAAAACGUUGGAAGUCCUCGGUAACCCUAGACCAAGACGCGGUCAGAAAACUUGUCAAAAAUAUGCGAGGGUUUUGUGAAAAUAGGGAGGGCAAGUUAGCCAAGUACUUGGAGUCAUUUACAGUGAGAUGUCAGGAAAAUUCAGGCGUGCAGACAAAAGAGAAGUUCGGCAAUGAUGUAUUUGAACGGGUCUUAGAAACCUGCCCAGACGAUUAA